Molecule: messenger RNA, 2283 nt
Organism: Procambarus clarkii (red swamp crayfish)
Lineage: Eukaryota; Metazoa; Arthropoda; Malacostraca; Decapoda; Cambaridae
Source: RefSeq, a predicted model, not a curated record
AUGGAGCUCUUACCAACAUCUUACGAUCAUGGAGCUCUUGCCAACAUCUUACGAUCAUGGAGCGCUUACCAACAUCUUACGAUCAUGGAGCGCUUACUAACAUCUUACGAUCAUGGAGCUCUUACCAACAUCUUACGCUCAUGGAGCGCUUACCAACAUCUUACGAUCAUGGAGCGCUUACCAACAUCUUACGAUCAUGGAGCGCUUACUAACAUCUUACGAUCAUGGAGCUCUUACCAACAUCUUACGCUCAUGGAGCGCUUACCAACAUCUUACGAUCAUGGAGCGCUUACCAACAUCUUACGACAGUGGAGUGCUUACCAACAUCUUACGAUCAUGGAGCGCUUACCAACAUCUUACGCUCAUGGAGCGCUUACCAACAUCUUACGAUCAUGGAGCGCUUACCAACAUCUUACGAUCAUGGAGCACUUACCAACAUCUUACGAUCAUGGAGCGCUUACCAACAUCUUACGAUCAUGGAGCACUUACCAACAUCUUACGAUCAUGGAGCGCUUACCAACAUCUUACGAUCAUGGAGCACUUACCAACAUCUUACGAUCAUGGAGCGCUUACCAACAUCUUACGAUCAUGGAGCGCUUACCAACAUCUUACGAUCAUGGAGCACUUACCAACAUCUUACGAUCAUGGAGCGCUUACCAACAUCUUACGCUCAUGGAGCGCUUACUAAGAUGCUUCCUGCCUCACCCGUUCCUCAAGCUGAACAUGUCUCAACUCACUUAUGUUAAACCUCAAGGGACUCCUACCUCUCAGUGUAGCGGCCGUGAUGGCCCAGACUGGGACAUUAUAUGGGUGACAUCGUCAGGGUCCCUCUCCUCCUCCUCCACGCCUCUUGACAGGUCCCUCUCCUCCUCCUCCACGCCUCUUGACAGGUCCCUCUCCUCCUCCUCCACGCCUCUUGACAGGUCCCUCUACUCCUCCUCCACGCCUCUUGACAGGUCCCUCUACUCCUCCUCCACGCCUCUUGACAGGUCCCUCUCCUCCUCCUCUAUGCCUCUUGACAGGUCCCUCUCCUCCUCCUCCACGCCUCUUGACAGGUCCCUCUCCUCCUCCUCCUCCACGCCUCUUGACAGGUCCCUCUCCUCCUCCUCUAUGCCUCUUGACAGGUCCCUCUCCUCCUCCUCCACGCCUCUUGACAGGUCCCUCUCCUCCUCCUCCUCCACGCCUCUUGACAGGUCCCUCUCCUCCUCCUCCACGCCUCUUGACAGGUCCCUCUCCUCCUCCUCCUCCACGCCUCUUGACAGGUCCCUCUACUCCUCCUCCACGCCUCUUGACAGGUCCCUCUACUCCUCCUCCACGCCUCUUGACAGGUCCCUCUCCUCCUCCUCUAUGCCUCUUGACAGGUCCCUCUCCUCCUCCACGCCUCUUGACAGGUCCCUCUCCUCCUCCUCCUCCACGCCUCUUGACAGGUCCCUCUCCUCCUCCUCUAUGCCUCUUGACAGGUCCCUCUCCUCCUCCACGCCUCUUGACAGGUCCCUCUCCUCCUCCUCCUCCACGCCUCUUGACAGGUCCCUCUCCUCCACGCCUCUUGACAGGUCCCUCUCCUCCACGCCUCUUGACAGGUCCCUCUCCUCCUCCUCCACGCCUCUUGACAGGUCCCUCUCCUCCUCCUCCUCCACGCCUCUUGACAGGUCCCUCUCCUCCUCCUCCUCCACGCCUCUUGACAGGUCCCUCUCCUCCUCCUCCACGCCUCUUGACAGGUCCCUCUCCUCCACGCCUCUUGACAGGUCCCUCUCCUCCACGCCUCUUGACAGGUCCCUCUCCUCCUCCUCCACUCCUCUUGACAGGUCCCUCUCCUCCUCCUCCACGCCUCUUGACAGGUCCCUCUCCUGCUCCUCCUCCUCCACGCCUCUUGACAGGUCCCUCUCCUCCUCCUCCACGCCUCUUGACAGGUCCCUCUCCUCCUCCUCCACGCCUCUUGACAGGUCCCUCUCCUCCUCCUCCACGCCUCUUGACAGGUCCCUCUCCUCCUCCUCCACGCCUCUUGACAGGUCCCUCUCCUCCUCCUCCACGCCUCUUGACAGGUCCCUCUCCUCCUCCUCCACGCCUCUUGACAGGUCCCUCUCCUCCUCCUCCACGCCUCUUGACAGGUCCCUCUCCUCCUCCUCCACGCCUCUUGACAGGUCCCUCUCCUCCUCCUCCACGCCUCUUGACAGGUCCCUCUCCUCCUCCUCCACGCCUCUUGACAGGUCCCUCUCCUCCUCCUCCACGCCUCUUGACAGGUCCCUUCUCUCGCUCGUCUGUGGCAAGCCUCAAGUCUUAUAA